AUGGAGUUGGUUCCUGGAGUAGUACCUGGAGGCGAGAUCGAAUAUCAUCUGCUUCAAGGCUGUUGUUUGGAAGCAAACAGAGCUGACGUGGUGGCGUUCCACCUCGACGGACUCCGCAGCGCCUUACCUGGACCCCCUCAUCCGCAUCUGACGGUGACUAUUGAGGAGAUCCGAAUCUCGAGCCAACUCCUCCGCGAACUUGCUGAUCACUCACAAGUGCAUUUCUCCCGUGUUCCUGUUGUACUCGAUUAUCUUGAAAUCAUCCUUCCGUGUCUGUCUCGAUCCCUGCGGGAUAUUACCGGGCACUAUGAAGACAGGACCUUGACAAAGGAGAACCGAUGGAGGAAGAUGUACCACUCAAUGACUGAUGAGGCAGGGGGUCUGUCGCUUCCUCAACGAUUUCUUCUCUACAACCAUUUCCUAACUCUGUUGCGAGAACUGUUGACCAGGUCACCUAAUUUUGACCUUAAUUCCCUCGAGAGCACUCGACUUCAAGUAAUGCAGUUACGGGAAGCGAGACGAAUACCACCACCCCCAAUCCGAAUUGGUCCAGGGAUUCGCCCUGACGCCCUCCUGGAUGACAUGGACAUGACGUCGACUAUCCACUGGGCCGAGAAAAUAUUCUCGUUGCCCCUACCGUCCCGAACUGCUCUCAAGCACCAGCGUUCCUCAAAAUCGUUUGGCCCGCAUGUGCCCUGGGGACACAUCAGAAUGCCUAGCGAUGCAAGGGUUCUCUUCAUGCGUCCUUUCAAUGAUCGCCAGAUAUCUCUCAGUGUCUACAUUAGCACACGAGAGAGGUGCCCGUACUUCCUCCUUCGAAUGUAUCAUCUGGGUUCCCCAUGGUUCUCUCUGCGGGGUGCUCAUGAGCUUUGCAUUGAUCGGGACCAAAGCAGUCUCCAGUUCUGGCGAUGGAGUCCUGCUGAAGGUUGUGCAAAGCUCUGGGCCAGCCUAAGUUUCAUGACUUGGGAAGAAAUGGUCCUCCUUUAUUGCUGCUUCCUAUCGUUCAAGGCUCGAAAUAGCCUGACGGUCCAGAUUGCCCCUCAAGAGCUGUCCUUACGUGGCGAACGAAAACUCUUCCAGGCACGCAUUCUCGACGAUGGUUUCCGACACUCCCUGAUUGUCUAUGAGGAUAUAACGACCAAAGGCCUCCGCCUCCACGCCGCUGUGUGGGAUGGUGCUUUGCGGCAGUGUCCCGUCUGGACCGCUUUCAUCACCCACCAGUCCGCUUCUUCAACAUGGAUGAAGCGAGUGUCCAAGUACAAAGUCCGGUUGGCCGAUAUCCAGCUCUACGUCUUCUGUCCGGAUUACCAGCAGCAGAAUCAACGACGUGGAACUGCGGGAGCGUUUGAAAUCUGCUUUGUGAGUGAAGAGGCAUCGAAGCGCUUCAGGGAGCUCUUUUCCCCACCCGUAACCGAGUCGACCAUAACGAUCGAGACGACCGAGAAGAUUGAAAAAAGCUGA
Messenger RNA from Ilyonectria robusta, 1461 nucleotides. RefSeq lists its product as uncharacterized. The coding region runs from base 1 to 1461 and encodes 486 amino acids. NCBI's taxonomy places the organism in Eukaryota, Fungi, Ascomycota, Sordariomycetes, Hypocreales, Nectriaceae. The record is from RefSeq and is a predicted model, not a curated record. The transcript is spliced from 10 exons.